Pisolithus orientalis is the source of this 6328-nucleotide messenger RNA. Its product is annotated as nucleoporin subcomplex protein binding to Pom34-domain-containing protein. Gene Ontology annotation, cellular component: nuclear pore inner ring. Gene Ontology annotation, biological process: RNA export from nucleus; protein import into nucleus. The coding region runs from base 54 to 6179 and encodes 2041 amino acids. NCBI's taxonomy places the organism in Eukaryota, Fungi, Basidiomycota, Agaricomycetes, Boletales, Pisolithaceae. The record is from RefSeq and is a predicted model, not a curated record. Gene Ontology annotation, molecular function: structural constituent of nuclear pore. The transcript is spliced from 4 exons.
CAACCAUCCAGUAGUCAACCGGUCAAACUAGUAACUGAGGGACUCUAGACAGAAUGUUAGGGGAACCUUCACAACGCUCCAAGUUGAUCGAUGUGACCUAUCAGCAACUGCAUUCUUUUCUCUCAGGUCGGCUGGAAGGUGGUUCGCAGGAACAAAUAACACAGAUCAUAACUCCCCGCACUGCCCAACUCCGCAAUGUCUCUAGACCAUAUGGAAAACCAAACGACGCGUCUCGGAAAGCCAUCGAAAGUGGCACCGUCACUCUUUCAGACGGCAUCAAACUUCAGGUCGACGAUGUCGCGAAAGAGUUCACCACCGUCCUCAGCAAGCACUUUGACAUCGACGAGAUCCACGCCUUAAUUCUCUUGCGCUCGUUUCUUUACAACGAAGGGCUUCACUUGAACGGCUUCAAGUCGGACAAGACGCUACUGGAGGAACUCGUUGCAGCCAUCACUCCAUUUUACUACUCAGAGCGCCUUUUCGUCUUGAGAACCCUGAUCCCACUAUUUCGCGCCCAACAAAAUGCCGAAGAUCCUAUUCAUGUGAUUGCGUCCGAAAACUUGCCCAGGAUUAUCCCCGACGGUCGUGUGUUCGCAGGCGAGCUCAUCGACGAGUACCUAUGCAAAACUUCCGAGGAGGUCCCGAGCAACCUCGGUACAGACUCUAGGGCAGCUUCGCGAUGGGCAAAGCAAAACUGCAAGGAGCAACUGUUGUUGCUAGAAGUGAUCUUCUGGGCAAUGUGGGGAUAUGUCUCUUGCGACGGCUCGUUGGUCGUGAAGCUGUACGAGGCUGCCUAUGACACAAAUCUCGGAUCUUCGCAGCAGAACACCAUGCUUCUCCUUGACGACGAGGGCGCGCAAAUUCUGCAGGACAGUGCAGCACUGUGGAUACUCAUUACCAUAGAGGUCCUUGAACUGGAGAGAAUAGCCGAACCGGACGGCGUGGAAUUUUCACCACCGCCCGAUCACGCGUCGUUCUAUGUGACGUCUGUGGACUCUGUGAAACGAAUACAUGCUCUCGUGAUGGCUAACACCGGAUCUCAACACGCAUGUGCCUAUCUUGCCUGGGCGUUCGUUCUCUCUCGACUCCAUGCAAAAGCGCAGGAAAAUAAGGAAAUUCCAGACGCUUACCGCUCAUUUUUGGACUCGACGAUUUCACCACCUGGACGCGGAAAGGAACGAGAACCCACUCACGCACUGAUGGCCCGCACGGCCCUUAGUAGUGAUGUGGGCUUGUUCAAUCUCCUCUUGACCAUACUCACCGGUUCUCCUGUAUUUGUGACUGCCGCUGCUUGGCGCACGGGCUCGACCGUGACUGACCCCAACGCCAUAGCCUUUCGUUCUGUAGUCAAAGGCCUGCUGAUGUCCAUGGUUGAGCUCGUUCCUGUAGAGCUUAUUCCGGAAUUUGACUCGUUCGUGGAGGUCUGGAUAGCGUUGUUCGGGCGAAGCGAGAGUCGAUCCGUGGUCGGAAUUUGCAAGCAAUUCUGGCAGUAUGACUGGCACCAAGGCGCAGCCAGGCGUGCAAUCUUUGACGUUGCGCGUUCACGGUUUCCCAUUCACUUUCGACCACUUGUUCGCCUCCUUCGUGCACUAACUGGUUCUGGUUUCCUCGACACCGACUCAUUAUCUACCACUGCAUCUGCAGAAUAUUCUCGCAUUUCGGAUGGCGACGUUGCGGACCAGGAGAUUUGCAGUCGACACGUCUUCUACUACAUGGACAAGCUGCCGACCUUCUCACUUGUCAUCCCGGUUUCUUCGUGUUCGGGACCGAAUGCGGUGUACGAGAAGGUUCAGUAUGGUCCUUCGGCCUCUGGGCCAGGAUUGACUUAUAAGAACAUACGAGCGAUCCGUUUACCCGGUGGUUCUAUCAUGUCUCCCCGUUCAACUGGUCGGCUGUUAAGUAGUGAUGGGGGUGACGUCGUAGCCGUGUGCUGGGAGCACGAAAAUAGUGGUUGGAAAGUAGUGAUUGAUGUGUUGACGGAAUAUGUCACUCGACGGCGGAUGUACGUGGGUACGGCCGACUUGUAUCAAGAUGUUACCUUUGGGAGAACUGGACCAGGAUCUGUGCCCCUGACAUUGCGGUUAGAGGAUGUAGGUAUGGAGAUCGACGAUGGGGGUGACGAGGCGCUCGCGACAGAUGCUUUGGACCUUAUACGGAGUGUCAUCCAGGAUCAACCUGGCCUAGCGGAGGAGCUCCUUGAGUCGCUCGAGAUCGGUGACGCUUCUUCUGCCAAUGACUCGCGCCCCCCUGACCUGGUACAGCUAACGACCAUGAUUCUCGAGGAAGCCCUUAGCCGCUCGCAAGCACGGAACUUCUCGCGCACGCAACUCGUCACCUCUGCUAUGAGUGUCCUCUCGGCACUUCUUACUCUUCCCAAGUAUUCUCCGCGAGUCUGGCUGUAUAUCCGGUCCACCUCGGUCCUCUUCAGUUCCACCCAGACCCCAGGGUUUGCUUCUGUGGCUCUUACUGCCGAACGAGUGUCCGGUCAAUAUACUAUGACUCUCGCCCUACUACACCUCGUCCAGCAACUUGCCCAAGAGGCCUUCGCUUCGGUGGUGAUGAUCCCCCCCGAUAACCAGCGCUUGAGCCAGGUUAAGGAGGAAGUUUUACUACGUGCUGCGAAUUUCGUGCAUGGCGAAAUUUGGGUGGAACACCUCGGGUGGAAAUACGUACAUCUCGGUGACCGAUUUGAGAUCGGGAGGCGCAUCUCGUCCUUGUACUCAUACAUUCUCGUACAAUCUCCACCCGCUAUCGGAAACCGACCAUAUCCCGUCCUGAGUCAGGCGAUUAUCGAUACCCUCGUACAUAAAGCUGCUUCCUCUUCCAUCCUUCCGCUCGUGUCGGCUAUCGCGACGAGUCCUCAAACCCUUGGUGGAUUGUAUGCCUCCCGCCACUUAGGUGAUGCCAGACGCCUGAUUUUCCUCCUCGAGUCCCAUCUGCAGCUCAUACGACUAGUAUUGAACUUCAAGCAGCAGACGUCACCUCAAGGUGCGAACCCUUCUCUUCUUGAGCAAGCACUCUGUUCCAGGAUCUCGGGUGGAGCUGGCUUUUCCGACUCCGCAAGAGCUCGCGUCGAUCCCGUGGAUGUGUUGGCGACCUUUGUAAAAGAGAGGAAUGUGGGAACUGUUGUACCCCUUGAAGCAAUGAGGGUUUUGCACGCAUUGUGCUCGUCUCUCUCGAUGGUGGCUCCUUCACCCCCGACUAUUGUCGGACAUCUGACAAACCCCGAGGCUACGGUGGCGUCACUUGUGCGUAUCGUGGAACAUCCGUACGACGAACUCCCCCUCCGGAUCUCUGUGUGGAAUUUCAUAACGCUGGCAGUAGAUAAAGAGCCCGCGCUCGCAAAUCUGUUCGUCGCUGGGGAUUUCCACAUACCAAUGGGUGAGGGUAAGGAGAAGGCACCCGACAAGACACGUCGUGAUAGCAAGGACAAGGGGGAGCGGACGGCUGCGCUGGAGAUUUCCAGGGCUACACUAGAACAUUGGAAGGAGUUGUGGGAAGCCAAUCCGCAGCUUCUUGCAUCCGUCUUGCAGUUCUUGCUCGUUGUGUGGCAGCAUGGUCACGAACACAAGGCUCGUAUCGAUGCCACUCGCCAGGACGAGGAGUUUUGGAGCCGGAUAGCAGCAAUCGCCCGGGAGGAGCUUGGACCGUAUCCUGACUACGUGACGAACUCGCUCGUGACUUCUGACGAUGAGCCCCAUUCUGACCUUCACGAGGCAGUCUCCGUCCAAGCGUAUCGUGGCAUGGCGAAGUCGUAUGCUGUACAGAUAUUAGGACAGGAUGUGUUCCUCCAGCCACGACCAACUUCGUCGGAUGCUCCCUUGCUCAAGCCGCUGAGCUAUACCAAGCUUGCCCCUAUGUUCAAGGCAGAAGAACAACUGAAUGAGUCCAUAUUGGAAGCCGUUUCUAGCUUAUAUGAUCCGUCCCUCUAUGACACGGUCACGGAGCACCUGUCGGAGAAUUUCCCAAGUCUCUCAUUGGAACAAAUCCGGUCACAGGAUCCUUUUGUGGAGCGCGAACUCGGCGACGACUUUGUGUUCUCACCGAAACUUUUACGCAGCAGACUGCAGCUGUGUCUGAUGGACGACGAGAGAGUUGGUGAUGUGGAAGAGGUCGAGAAGCAAGUGACGUCGAUCAACCUCAACAUGUCGCUCACUCACUCUCAAAUUGCCCUUGCUGAAGCAUGGCAGUUCCUGUUCAGGCAGCUAUUGCCCUUCAUAAGGGUUGAACCUGGGAUUAGAUCUUCCCUCCUCGCACUUGCGGCGACGAUUUCCGCAGACCUCGCGCGGGAGAAGAGACAAGGAGAGGUGGUAGCAACAAUCCACGGGACACGACUGGGCGUUCUUCUUUCAAUCCUUGAGGCUGCGUGGUUUACCACUACCACGGAUGCUGCGACAGAUGUCGACUCCUUCAUCACACUAGUGUCCAACGUUCGCAUGAUUUUGCUGAACGAGGCCCAACCGCUUUCGCAGUCCUUCCUUGGAAAGCUCGCUUUACCAUUCCACAGAACUCUUCUGCAAAUCUUGUACUUCGUCGUGCGUGAGAGUCGCAACAUGGCUCGGGGACCCAAGGUGUUCAACGCAAGCAAGCGCCUGACCGUGACGGAACUGGUUGAUGCAACGGUAACACUCGUAGUCGAUGCUCUGCGUCUCACUUUUGAUUCGGCACGGACGCGUCUGGAUCUGGAUCUAGAUCGGGAUAUGGAGCUUCUUGUUGCUGUUUUUGAGCAGUGCACGCGGCCCGAUAUCUGUUCUUCAUCCCUUCCAUGGUUAGCGAAAUGCCAGGAGACGGACGUUAUCAAUUCCAGCUUGGACCUGCUCGUCCACUCGGACAUGGUUGGCCUCUCUGACCUCCCGUUACUCCGCGUCCGCAGGAUCCCCCUAUACUCUCCCCAUGUCCUGUUAUUCCAUAUGGUGCUCGUGAGCGUCCCAUCUGGGGCAGAAAGGUUUGCAAGCGAGGGUGUCAUCGCCGCUUUCAGCAACAACAGCCUCAGUUCUGCCAUCAGCGCAGGUCAAGUCGAUGUCAUGCUACCGGAGUUGCCUGGAGAGCGCAGCCCAGUUCAUAGGGCCUACUGUUCGAUGCUAGCCAUAAUAUCUGGCGUAAUUUCUGCUCUUGGUCGGCAGCAUCAGUACUUUACUGCCGCGGCGUGUGGCAUUGUUCCGUUGUACGGAAAGCAGAUCUCUCGUGCGCUUUCGUGGAGCAUUGGCGACCCGAUUACUCUGCCACUUUUGGAGGAGAUGGAACAAGUUGUCAACUUGUUCUACGCCAUUGCAGAGAGUGCUCCGCCAUUGACAAAUCAAGAUCCAAUCAUCACAAAAGUCCUACGCGUCUUCGGAUCGCAUGCUCUCAUCCUCCUUCAGCAAUUGAAUUACGCUCUCACGCACCCGAAUCAUCUUGCUAGUUUAUUGGAGCCAGUCACGGCAGAAGAGCGCGCCGCAAUGGAGAAAGAGCCUAUUGCAACGGCGUCAAUAUCCUCUGUUGACAUGGUUGAUCUGCAGAAGCAUCCUUUGACAGCUCGUCUGGUGCAUCGGGUGUUUAAGUUGUGCAGUUUAGUUGUUUCGACGCUUGUGAGCACCAGUCACGCGUAUGAUGUGCUCCUUGGCGAGCAAGAAGAUUGGCCAGUGCACGAAGCCCUCGUUGUUCCCCACUCAAAAGUCGUCCUCGGCGAACCCGCCUCCGUAGGCACCUUGCUUGAGUUAGCCAAUUGUUCACUUGACAUUUUGCGGAAUCUCGUGAAUCGUCCCGCGGGCCAAGCGAUCGCCCCUGCUACUUCACUCAAAGAAGUACCCCUGAGUGUCCGUCAAGCAACGCUCACCGUUCGCCAGAACCUCGAGGCCCUCCUGAUCUAUGCAGUCACCCAACUCGCCAUGUGGCUCUCUAAGCCUGAUUUCGAUCCGGCGGCAGCGGACAUGGAAACUGACGAACAUGCUUCCCAGGCGAUGGAGGUGAGGGAACCGGUGGCGAAAGGCCGGGCACCAAGGCCGUCUCUCACUUUGGCGGAGCGGCUGCGACGAGGAAUGACAGGAGAGAUGGCAUCUGACUUACAGGCACUCCUGAUGCGUUCUAAGCCGGUUCUUGCGAAGAGUGACGAGGUCCUUGAGAAGAAGCAGACAUCGAGGGACCUCACGCAGGUGUUGUUGAGGUUCUUAAAUGAACGUGUUGUUGCUCCGGCAGCUUAGUGUAGAAAUGUCGACUAGUAAAAGUAAUGUAGAUACUUUUUUCUUUUUUACUGUGUUUUGCAUACCACUCGACAUGCACUUUCUAAGAAUUCGCUGGUGCGCAGGAGCCAGUAUUUGUGGUAAUGUGGUUGCUGGUUAAGCGUGACGGA